This is a messenger RNA of Melospiza georgiana, 4981 nucleotides long. RefSeq names its product general transcription factor IIi (gene GTF2I). Bases 168 to 4463 code for a protein of 1431 amino acids. Gene Ontology annotation, cellular component: nucleus. Gene Ontology annotation, molecular function: DNA-binding transcription factor activity. The record is from RefSeq and is a predicted model, not a curated record. NCBI's taxonomy places the organism in Eukaryota, Metazoa, Chordata, Aves, Passeriformes, Passerellidae. The transcript is spliced from 49 exons.
CAAUCAUCCCCCGCCCGGCUCGGCGCUGGGCUCGGCAGGAGGAGCGGGGCCGCUCGGUAGCGCCGAGAGCCCGCGGAAAAACCUCCGCUGCCCCGGCGCUGCUCCCGUAGCCGUGCGGCGUCUCCAGCCAGAGGAACCGGGCUGCCUGCGCCCGGCGCAGGAGGAAAAUGGCUGAAAUUCUUGGACCAACAUCCAUCCAUGAUGAGGAAUCCUUGGAAAGCAGAAUGGUGGUUACGUUCCUCAUGUCAGGACUGGAGUCAAUGUGUAAAGAACUUUCCAAAUCCAAGGCAGAAAUUGCCUGUAUUGGUGUAUUUGCAAGAAAUGUUUUUGUUGUUGGAACUGAAAGAGGAAAAGCCUUUGUCAACUCUAGGGAAGAUUUUAAGAUGGAUUUUAUGGAAUAUUGUGUUACAGAGGAGGGCAGGCCUCCAGAACUGCAGAAAACAAAGACUGCACCACCUGUAAACAGACAGGCACUGGAUGCUGAGGAGCUGGAGGCUCUUAGAAAGUCUGUGGAGGAGUUUUUCUGCUUUUCCUAUGGUAAAGCUUUAGGAAAGUCAGCUGCAGUACCUGUGCCAUAUGAAGAGAUUCAGAGGAACCAGUCUGUUGUGAUAGUGCAGGGCCUGCCUGAAGGAGUCACAUUUAAACAUCCAUCAAAUUAUGAUGCUUCCACCCUGAAAUGGAUUUUGAAAAACAAAUCAGAGAUCUCAUUUAGUAUCAACAGGCCUUUCGUAGAACCAAAGAAACAGAUAGAAGCUGAUGAGACAACUCCUUCACAUUCAGUUAUACCCCCACUUGAAAGUUGUCCUCCUGUUACUGUGAAAACAGAACCAAGCAAGGAUCCUGAGACCAACGAGGAUCAUGGAAUUUCUUCCAAAUUGUCAACAGUAACAUUGAAACAGGAAAAAGAUGAUCCUAACUACUAUCAAUUUAAUACUCCAGCAGGCCCUUCCAAAACACCAGAGAUAGAUGAAAACAUUGCUCCUGGAAAAACUUACCCAGAAACCUCCCAGCCUGACUCAUCAGAAACAAGUGAGGAUUCUGAGGCUGAGUUCGGUAACGAAGAUGAUGGUGAUGUUGGUGAUGAUAAUGAUGAUGAGUACAUGCCCCCUGAAGAGAGUUUGAGGAGCCCCAGUUCGGCUACCGAAGGUGCCAGUACUGGGAGAAGAAAUGCAGAACAAUUCAGUUUUGAGACCUCCCACCAUGACAUGUCAGAAAUAAGUGAGAAACCUGAGGUUGAGGUCACCAUUGAAGAAGAUGAUGAUGACUAUCCACCACCUGACAAGAGGCAGAAGAGCACCAAGUCAUCUAAUGAAGGGGCCAGUACUAGGAAAAGAAAUGCAGAAGAGUCUGAUUCUGAUUCCUCCCAGGAUGACUCGUCAGAAGCAAGUGAGGAUUCUGAGGCUGAAAUCACUAGUCAAGAUGAUGAUGAUGAUGAGUACCUGCCCCCUAGCAGAAGAAAGAGGAGGAAGAGGAACACCAGGUCGGCUAAGGAAACUGCCAACAAAAGGAGAAGAAAAGCACAAUAUUUCAACUGCAAUUCUUCCCAACAUGACUUGUCGGAAAAAAGUGAGGAUGCUGAGGUUGAAGUCACUUUUGAUGAUGAUGAGGAUGACUUCCCACCACCUGACAAGAGACAGAGGAGCAGCAGUUUGUCUAAUGAAGAUGGCAAUGUUGAGAGAAGAAAAGAAGAAGAGUUCAAUUGUGAUUCCUCCCAACAUGACACGUCAGAAAUAACUGAGAAUCCUGAGGCUGAGGUCACUGUUGAAGUUUCGAAAUUCAAGGCAGUUCCCGUUCUGCAUGCAAAUUCCGUGGACAAAAAUACAGGGGGUUUUUUAUUGUUUCUUAAAGAUGAUGAUGAAGACAAUUUGCCACCUGAUAAGAGACUUAAGAGCAAAAAUUUGGCCAAUGAAUCUUCCGAAUCUGAGAGAAAAGCUGAAGAGUUCAGUUCUGAGACCUCCCACCAUGAUAUAUCAGAAACAAGUGAGAAUCCUGAGGUUGAGGUCACCCUUGAAGACUCUGACCAUUCCUACGUGUUCCGUGAGACAAGACAGAGGAGCACCAGGUCAGUUAAUGAAGAGUCCAGUACUCUGAGAAGAAAAGAGGAAGAGUUCAGUUCUGAGACCUCCCACCAUGAUAUAUCAGAAACAAGUGAGAAUCCCGAGGUUGAGGUCACCCUUGAAGAUUCUGACCAUUCCUACAUGUACCCUGAGAGGCGACGGAGGAGCAGCAGGUUGGUUAAUGAAGAGUCCAGUACUCAGAGAAGAAACAAAGAAGAAUUCAAUUCUGAUUCCUCCCAGCAUGACUCAUCAGAAGGAAGUGAGGUUUCUGAGGCUGACCUCACUAGUGAAGAUAAUGAUGAUGACUACGUACCCGGUGAGAGGAGACAGAGGAGCCCCAAGUCAACCAGCGACUCGGGCAGUAGUGUGAGAAGAAAAGGAAUAAGGUUCAAUUUUGACAAAUGGAAUACACGAAUUACAGACUUGAGAAAAGAAGUUGAAGUGCUGUUUGAGAAAAAAUAUGCUGAAGCUAUCAAGGUAGAGGGCCCAGCAUCUGUCCCAUAUGGAGCCUUCCAGUCCCAUCCAGGGGAUUUGAUUGUGGAGGGGAUGCCAGAUGGGAUUCCCUUCAGGAGCCCGGCCACGUACGGCAUCCCGCGGCUGGAGAGGAUCCUGCUGGCCAAGGACCGGAUCCGCUUCGUCAUCAAAAAGCCUGAACUUCUGAAUAUAACAGAUCCUCCAGAGGUCACUACAGCUUCAAAAGUCUCAAAUCCAGCAAAAGCAGAAUGGUCUUCCAGAGUCACCAAACUGAGAAAGAUGGUAGAUCAAAUUUUCUGUAAAAUGUAUGCCAAGGCUUUGGGGAGCAAUGACCCUAGAGCUGUUCCAUACAAGAAAUUUGAAGCCCAUCCAACUGACCUCUAUGUUGAAGGGCUGCCAGAGAACAUCCCCUUUAGGAGUCCCUCGUGGUAUGGAAUCCCUUGCCUGGAACAAAUAAUUCGAGUGGGCCACAAAAUAAGAUUUGUGAUCAAAAAGCCAGAGCUGCUAAAUCACGUUCCAAACCAAAGUCCUCAGCACAAGUCAAACCCUCAAGGGAGAGAAGAUUGGAAUGUCAAGAUUACAAAGCUAAGACAGGAAGUAGAAGAUAUAUUUAGGGUGAAGUUUGCUGAAGCUCUGGGGGUUUCAGAGUCAGUGAAAGUUCCCUAUGCUGUGUUUGAAUCACACCCUGAGUCCUUGAUGGUGGAAGGUUUGCCAGAAGGAGUUCCCUUCCGGAGCCCCACCUGGUUUGGAAUCCCGCGCCUCGAAAGGAUCAUCCGUGCCAGUAGCAAAAUCAAAUUUACUAUUCAGAAGCCUGACCUUGUCAUUUCCCAUUUGCCUCUAAGACUGGCUAGUAAAUUAAAGAAAACAGGAGUUAGUCCAAGGACCUCCAAAAGGUCACGAAGUUCUUCAGAAAAUUCAAGUGUUCCAGAGAUUGAAGUUACUAUUGAAGAGAGUCCUAAAAAAGGCCAAACUAAAAAUGCAGAAACUGAUUCUAAUACCAGUGACUCCAAUGCAAAUUCAAAGCAACAAGGAAAAGACUUUUCUUUUGAGCUGUGGAAUACCAAAAUCAAUGACUUGAAGGAGAAAGUAGAAAAUAUGUUUAGUGAAAAAUGUGGGGAGGCUCUGGGUCGCAGUGGGCCAGUGAAGGUGCCAUAUGCCCUGUUUGAUUCCUACCCUGAGGAUUUCCACGUGGAGGGACUGCCUGAGGGGGUGCCCUUCCGCCAGCCCACCACCUUUGGGAUCCCCAGACUAGAGAAGAUCCUGAGAAAUAGACCCAAAAUAAAAUUUAUUAUUAAAAAGCCUGAGGUGCUUGAGGCAGCUAUCAAAGAAAGUUCUGGUAAAAGCUCACGAGGAAAAAAUAAUUCCUCCAGUAAUGCCAAUACAGCAAGGACCACAGAAAACACAGUGAAAACAGCUGAACGUAUUGAAGACCUAAACGUUGUUAAAGUAACCAUAAAAGAUAAUGAAAAUGAGCGACUGCCAAGAGCAGAAAAUGCCAGACAAUUGAGAGAGCAAGUAAAUGAUCUUUUUAGCCAGAAAUUUGGUGAAGCCACUGGUAUGAAUUUUCCUGUGAAAGUUCCAUACAGAAAAAUCACUAACAACCCUGGCUGUGUGUUGGUGGAUGGAAUGCCUCCAGGUGUGGCAUUUAAAGCACCCAGUUAUCUGGAACUCAGCUCAAUGAGGAAGAUUUUGGAUUCAGCAGAGUCUAUCAAGUUCACUGUCGUUAGGCCGUUUCCAGGACUUGUGAUUAACAAUCAGCUGCUAGAAGAAGCUGAAGCAGAAGCAAAAUCACCAGCAGCACCAGCAGCAGCCACUACCACAGCAGUACUACCAGAGCCAGCUGAACCAAGCCAAAUAGAAGUAUCUCUAGGAGAUAAGACAGAAACAGAAGAACAGUUUCAAAUAAAGCAAGAUGAAGACCUGACGUCAUAGACCUCAUCAAUACUGGCCAGAAGCUGCCUGUUCUGAGAAGAGCCUGCUCGGCCUGUCCAGAGCUGUGUAAUAUAACUGUAUAAGAGAAGUAUCUUCUAUACAAAUCCUUUUGUACUAUUAUAUAGGAAUGUCUACUUUUUCAGCAGUUCUGUGAAUUGACCUAAUAAUGACUGUAGAUUUGGAUUGUAUCAGUUUACUUUGGAAUAUAUUUUAAGGACUAAACUUGAUGCAGCAAUGCUGGGGAGAUGGCAGGGAUGAAAAUCAACAGGGACAUAGCUCAGGCUGUAUACAUUUUCCAAUAAAGAUUAAUUUCACUGUACCUGAAUGCAUUCUAACUUUUGUAAUGAAAAAAAUCCUGCAAAGAGUUCAGUUUGUUUACUUUGGAGAAAAAACCCCUUUACAUUAAUUUUCAGAUGUUACUUUAAUGUCUCUUUGGACAACAGUAUCUGUAUAUUUGAAUUAAUUUUUCCUGUUAUAUCUAUCAUAUGUUUUUCCUAAAUAAAAGAUAAAAUUAUCCA